Messenger RNA from Thunnus maccoyii (southern bluefin tuna), 836 nucleotides. RefSeq names its product cytochrome b-c1 complex subunit 6, mitochondrial-like. The transcript is spliced from 4 exons. NCBI's taxonomy places the organism in Eukaryota, Metazoa, Chordata, Actinopteri, Scombriformes, Scombridae. The coding region runs from base 133 to 453 and encodes 106 amino acids. The record is from RefSeq and is a predicted model, not a curated record. Gene Ontology annotation, biological process: mitochondrial electron transport, ubiquinol to cytochrome c.
AUCCGGUGAUCUUUCUAGUCGUUUCCUGCGUGUGACCGACCGACCUCACGUCCUCGAAGAGAAGCCGUGCUGCUAGAGCUGGGACUACUGUCCUCUGUUAGGCUUUUUUUGGUGAAUUUCAGAGCCGUCAUCAUGGUUUUCGAGAGGAAAAUGCUCACAUACGAUGACCCUGACGACGAGGAGGAAGAUGCACCUGCUGAGGAGGAGGAAGAAGAAGAAGAAGAGGAGGAGGAAGAAGAAGAGGAGGAAGACAUGGUGGACCCUCUAGAAACAAUACGAGCCAAGUGUGAGCAGACUGAACACUGUGUGCACCACAAGGAGCGUCUGGAGGCCUGUGAAGCCCGAGUUGGCUCCAGGUCCAACACUGAGGAGGACUGCACUGAAGAACUGUUUGACUUCCUGCACGCACGGGACCAUUGUGUAGCACACAAGCUGUUCCACAACGUGAAAUGACCUGCCCACCCUGUUCCCACCACUUGCAGCUGUAGUAUCUAUUUAACUGCAAAAAUUGUAAAAUAAUUAGGACAAUUCUGAAGUCUUAUUGUUCUUCUGUGUAUUAAUGUAAAUGAAUUUUCUUGGGUUCAUGGACUAAACAUAUACCACCUCUUUCCAGACAGGGUCUUAAGCAGUUUGUAAAUUGUGAGUCACUGCUUGUAUGGGUGAUGGGUGCAUCCAAGCUUUUAAAGGUUGUGCAAACAAAGGGUUCAGACUAUCACUCAUAAUGGGAUCAGUUUAUAUAACUACAACAAGUAUGCUUCUCCACUAACACAGAUUACCUCAGGUUUGGUCAUAGACUUUUCAUUUGAACCAUAAAAUAAAGUUUUCUUUGGUUUCCA